AUCCUUGCUUUCGUUCGAUGUGUAGACGAGGCACGAGGCGGGUCCAUAUGUGUGUGGUCGAAAAAUCACCUCCCGCGCAAUCAAUUUGUCCAUUUUCCAAGUCAAGAAAUUAGCUAGUGAUUGCUUCCGAGAUUCUAACCGGCCGAGUUCACUGACAAAGUGCAGCCGAUGUUUGCAUCAGAGUACAGGGUCUCUCGUCUCUGCGGACCCUCGUCGGAGUAGCCGGCCAGUUGUUAGGUUCUCAAGGGCAAGGUUUCUGACCACCAACCACCCUGGCGCGGAAAAUCCACGAAUUAUUUCUUCCUCUCAUUCCAUCGCCAACGAUUGCUAUCUGCAGCGUCGGACCGUGACCGCCGUCGCGUCACCACCAUGCCGUCCGGUGUUCGUGGCCGGGAUGGGCCGCUGGCUCAGCGGCUACUCCGGACCCUGGCAGCGACCAGGAGCAAAUACUCGGGUGACGAUGAGGACAUGGCGUUUUUGAUGGGCAUGGUGAGUGGUAAUGACUUUCAGGCCCUGAUGGGGGUGCAGCAGGUGCUGGCCCAGCGCAAAGAGAGGAGUGAUGCGAGAGCUGAGGAGGAUAUGGCUGCACCCGAGGCGCUGACGGAUGAGGGCGGCGAGUUACUGGCGGAUGUGUGCGACAUGAUCUUUCACAGCGGAGUGCGCAAGAACUCGAGCGAGGCAAAGCUACUGAGCAUUCUGUCCUCCCCACACUUUCACGGCAUCAUGUCAGCCCAUGAUCGAGUGAGCAAGAAAGAGUACUGUAGUAUGACGGACUGGAGGUCUCUGGUGACCAGUACUGCGGCUGAGUCAAGCGCUGGGGCCACCAAGGACGAAGCGGACGGCAUGGGGGAUGGUACGACGAACGUGCGGCUUCAGAAAAUCGCCGACCAGCCGCUGGGUGCGACGGUUAAAAUCCGGCAGGCAGACAGGUGUGUGGUGAUUGGCCGGGUCUUGCACGGCUCGUUAGCACAUCAGAGCGGCAUGCUUCAUAGCGGUGACGAGGUCGUAUCCAUCAACGGCAACUACGUCAGCGGACUCAGUGUUGAUCAGGUCGUGGACCUGGUCAAGGCUGCACGUGAUCACAUCGACUUUCGGAUACGACUUCUGCAGCCGUACCUCACGUCACCGCAUGCCGGCGAGGAGUGUCGCAUCACGGUGCGAGCCCAGUUCGACUACGACCCGCGGAGCGACCACCUAAAUCCGUGCCGAGAGGCGGGCAUGGCGUUUGAUCGCGGGGAGCUGCUGACGGUGGUGAGUAAAGCGGACCCGAGAUGGUGGCAAGCGCACAGGCUAGACACCGGCGGUGAAAUACUGGCUGGCCUCAUCCCCGGACCACUGGAGCGACAGAGGCGUGAGGCCAUCAAGAAGCGGAAGAAAGACGAGCAGCAGCAGCUAUCGCUCACUGCACCACGGAAACGUGGCUGGGGCAACACUCGCAAGCGUAAUCGCGGCUAUGCAUGCACCGGCAGGGAAGAUCCUGACGAAGCGGUGGACUUUGCGUCGUACGAAGAAGUGGCACGGAUGCUGCCGAAACACCGCGAACCUCGCCCCCUUGUGCUAAUCGGUGCCGCGGGUGUUGGCUGCACCGAAGUACAGGCGCAGCUCAUACAGACCCAUCGACAUCUCUAUGCUCGGGCCCGUCCGACGUCGACAAUGGUGAUGAGGGGAUCUGCAUCCAGUCAGUAUCAGCAUGUUUCCGUUGCGGAGAUGCUGGCAAACAUUGCCGAGAACAGGUUCGUUGAGUACUCGCGCGUGGGUAACCAUUGGUAUGGCACCUCGCUGUCGUCCAUUCAGCGAGUGCAACGUGCCGGGCGUACAUGCGUGCUGCACGUGGCACCCAAGACGCUGCGCACCAUGCGCAUCGCCGACAUCAAGCCGUUCGUCAUCUUUCUGGCGCCGCCGCGCCUGGAGCGGCUGCGCGCCAAGCUGCGCCACCGCGACAGCCAGAGUCACAGCGUGGCGCGCAGUCACCGUCUCGAGGAGCAACUGGCCUCCAUGGUCGCCGCAUCGACCAAAAUGGAGCGAGUGCACGGCCACCUGUUCGACUUGCGACUGGUUCACGAGGACAUUGACACGACCAUCGCACACAUCGAUGAAGCCAUGGAGAAGGUGAGAACGGAAGAGAACUGGGUUCCUGUAGACUGGGUCAUGAAUGCCCAGGUCGAUAGCAUUGUUGAGCAAAGCUGAACCCAUGCGCCAUGGCUGCUGUGGAUUGACAUUGCGACUGUACUGUCAUCGUUCUCACUGUAUGGAGGCUAGAGAAGCUGCCACGCACAGCUCCUACAGGCUACGGAGUUCCAUGGACUAUGUACUAUGUGUCUCCUUUACGCUGACCUUCAUUACCGCACCAUGAUUGAACAAGGAUGAACAAUCAGCUUCGGGGACGCACCUCACUGUUGUGGCAGCACACCAGCACUACUCAUAGCAAUCUACAAUCAGCCUGCGCCGCUAGGAACCAGCUCAAAUGCCGCCGUAUGCAUGCAGGCUGGGUUUGGUCGGAGACUAUCACAAGAGAAUCUCCUGAAUGAGACCUGGGUGGCGGGAAUGCGAGUCGAUGUGUGGGACGAGGCAACUCCUGUUGAGCAUUGACACGAUGGAUGCUACAGUAUUGUACUUGAAGCAUUCGCAUACUGCAUGCAUGGUCUCUAUUAACUUUGGGAGUGCCGGGUGAAACCUGUUCAGGAUGAUUCAAUGCACAAGUCAGAUGCAAAUAUGCAUGGUUGAUUGGCAGCACUGGCACCAGAAUACUCCGCUAAUAGCAUCCUCUGGCCUAUCAUCAUUUUAACUUCAUUUCCUCAUGAUAGCCAGCUGUUUUAUGUCCAUGAAUUAUACAUGAGGUUGCAUAUCAGGUUACAUCCAAUCCUCAGACAAAAAUAGAUUGCCACCAGGCAUGAAACUGUUAGUUACGACAGCGUAGUACCCUCUGAUUCACUUGAUAUAAUUAUUACCUCUGCUCCCGUGAGCAAUCAGCAGUCUACUGGACCAGGGAACUCCCCUCUCUAUACAUUGAACAAAUGUAGUUUCUCCUGCUGGAGAAUUAUGAUGCUUUUGCAUUGUUGAUGGCAUACUUGAAGAAAAUGCAUACAUUUGAUGACAGCUUGGAAUAUCAGCGUGUUGUAAUUCACCCGGGUUCGAAAUGAACAGCCAAUUAGUGUCGUACACAGCUUCUCCCUCAUUUUAUUCUUAUUUUUAUACGCAUUCCCGCAUUGAAGUGUAGCAGCAGUAUGCUGCGUCCACAG
This is a messenger RNA of Sycon ciliatum, 3239 nucleotides long. RefSeq names its product protein PALS2-like. The coding region runs from base 370 to 2187 and encodes 605 amino acids. Gene Ontology annotation, cellular component: cell-cell junction; plasma membrane. Gene Ontology annotation, molecular function: protein binding. NCBI's taxonomy places the organism in Eukaryota, Metazoa, Porifera, Calcarea, Leucosolenida, Sycettidae. The transcript has a single exon. The record is from RefSeq and is a predicted model, not a curated record.